This is a messenger RNA of Podarcis lilfordi (Lilford's wall lizard), 9472 nucleotides long. Lineage: Eukaryota; Metazoa; Chordata; Lepidosauria; Squamata; Lacertidae. The record is from the annotation of a GenBank genome assembly.
GAGAAGCGCCGGCGAGCCUUAAACCGGGGGAAGGCCGAGCGAAUCGCUCGAAGGCGCGAGCGACGCUCUCCGCGAGCGACGAGCUUGCGUCACCCGGAUGAGGAGAGAGCGGGGAGGCGGGUCGUUGGUGCUGGUGCGCAGUUGGUGCUUUCCAGCUCCUGAGCCGAAACCGCCGCCGCGAUGAUGGCCGCGGAGAGCCCUUCCUCCUACCCGAGGACGUCCAUCGAGGACGAUUUCAACUACGGCACGAAUGUGGCCACUGCCAGCGUCCACAUCCGCAUGGGUAAAAAAGGAAAAAAGGGGGGCGGCGUCCUGCUCCUUUGCCUCCUCCAGGUCUCUGCCCCGCUCCCUCUCCAGGCAUCGCCCUGCUAACUAGUCCGGUCCCCCCCCCCCACUCUGGUUUUGAAGGGUCAGGAUUCGACCCGUUUGCUUCCUGGAGCCGAGCCUGUCGCAGCUUUUAAGGGCGCAGGACGAAACCAGAGAAAGAAGGCGUCAUCGCCGCGGUGCUUUUAAUUUCGUUUUCUAUCCCACCCCUUUUCUCCCAAGGUGUCACGGCGGUGUAAACAUGGUUCGUCUCCGCCCCUCCCCCACCAUGUAACCCCUACAACAAUCCUGCCAGGUAGGGUGAGGCUGAGAGGCAAGGUUUUAGUCCGACACUAACCUUCAUGAUACACCUUUAGGUGCCAGGCAAAAAAACCUGUUCUUUUCUAACCAGGCCUUUGGUUGACUUGAUUGACAUCCUAUUCCCUUUUAAAAUGUGGGGGUUUUUUGCGGGGGGUGUUAUUGGGUUGUUGUUUUGAUUAUAUAUCCUGCGGUUUUGUAUUUCGAUUUUGUCCUGUGAACCGCCCUGAGACCUCAGAGUAUAGGGUGGUAUAUAAAUUCAGUAAAUAAUAAUAACCACUGCACCACCCUGGCUUCCAGACAGGGCUUUGGCAGCAUCGCCCCGAUGCACACACUAAGGUAGAAGCAAAGAUAAAAAGACACUUUAAAAAAAACAAAGUUAAAAAGGCAGAGAAAAACUAUUUGAGUCUGUCUUUUUGUCUCUCUCACACGCACAUCCCGUGUGCUGAUAAUCCUUAUUAAUUAGGUGGCAAAGGAUAAACCAUCCUACUGUCUCCAAAUUGCAGAUUAUUGGGGUUCACAGGAUCAAAUUGAAAUCACAAAAUGUAUAAUGAAAAUAAAAACAGAAACAACCCAAUAACCACUGCCCCCCACCCACCCAUUUUAAAAGGGCAUUGAAUGGCAGUCAACCAAAGACCUGGUUAAAGAGGAAUGUUUUUGCCUGGCACCUAAAGGUGUGUAAUGAAGGCGCCAGGCAAACCUCCCUGGAGAAAGCAUUCCACAGACAGGGAGCCACUGCAGAAAAGGCCUGUUCUCAUGUUGCCACCUUCCGAACCUCUCAAGGAGGAGGCACAUGAAGAAGAGUCUCAGAAGAUGAUCUCUGGGUCUGGGUAGGUUCAUAUGGAAGGAGGCAGUCCUGAGUCGUUUAAAGCUUUAUAGGUCAAAACCAGCACUUUGAAUUGGGCCUGGAAACUAAUUGGUAGCCAGUGCAGUCAGACCAGGAUCAGUUUAAUAUGCUCAAACCGUCUUGCCGCGGUGAGCAACCUGGCUGCUGACUUCUGCACUAACUGAAGUUUCCAAACCAUCUUCAGAGGCAGCCCUAUGUGUAACGCAUUGCUGUAAUCUAACCUUGAGGUUACCAGGGUAUAGAUGACAGUAGUUAGGCUAUCCUUAUCCAGAUAAGGGCAUAGCUGGGCCACCAACUGAAGCUGAUGGGAGGCACUCCACACCACUGAGGCCACCUGAGCCUUGAGCGACAGCAAAGUAUCCAGGAGUACCCCCAAGCUAUGAACCUGCUCCUUCAGAGGAAAUGUAACCUCCUAGCCAUCCGGUCUAGGGAACCACCCACUAACAGUGCCUCAACCUUACCUGGAUUGAGUCUGUUUGUUGGCUCUCAUCCAGUUCAUUAUCGAGGGAAGACACCGGUCCAGCACUUCCACUGCCUCACCUGCAGAUGUAAAGGAGAAAUAGAGCUGAGUGUUAUCAGCAUACUGCUGACAACGUAUUUUCGUUGUCACUUGGUGAAAAGGGUGGGGAAAGCUGCAUCUACUUUAAGAAAAUGUGUUUCCAGAUGCUGCUAAAAUUGCAGGAGUAGGACUAGUAAAAAUGAUGUUGACUCUGCAAGGAAUUGUUACAUCUUUGAAUGAGCUGCAAAUCCAGCAAUGGUCUUUGUACAGGUAUUAUUUGUUCUGUGGCAAUGUGAGUGCCCACUGUGAAUGUAUGGAUGGAAGGCAGAAGGAGAAUGCUGUAAUAAUUCAUUGGCCAGCAACAAACAUUUCAGGCAAACAUAUCCUCUUGAUUUGGUUUCAUUUACCGUCCAUUGUCUUGUUUGCGCAGUUCAGUGCUUACUUGGGCUACUCAUGUAUUCCCUGAUGCAUAACUUUGGCAAUGCUACUAAACAAACAGGAUGUUAACCUAUUGCUGCCCUUUGAGGAACCACUUGUUCAUUCUAAUGAGUACAAUUUAUUCACUAUUACACUAUUUUUUGUUUUUGUUUCUAUGCUUCAUUAAAAAGAUGCACUAGUUUUUUAUUAAUCAUCUGAUUCGAGGUAAAGCAAGAAUUAAACUAUGUUAAUAUGCUGUCUUAUUUCCCAUCUCUUAGCAUUUCUGCGCAAAGUCUACAGCAUUCUUUCAGUUCAAAUUUUCUUGACUACGGUGACCUCUGCAGCUUUUCUGUACUCUGAGACAAUUCGGACAUUUGUGCAUGAAAGGUUAGACCCUUUUGAUGAAUACAGUUGCACUGUAUUUCCCCCACAUUUCAAUGUAUAAUAAAUUUUAGACAGGAUACUGUUUGAUGUAAUAAUAGGUUUCAGGGAAUUUUGCUGGCGUCAUUGGUUCUCAAGCAUGGUUCUCUUCUGUAUGUUGCUUGCUACUGUGAGAUAACAAUGAUUUAUUUAUUAUUAAACAUCUUAGUCCAAAGGGUCUCCAAGCAACUUGCAUUGAAUUUUUUUAAAAUAAAUACAUUAUACCAUAGAAAGGGGGAGAGGUCAUAUAACUCAAUACUAUUGCAUGCAACAUAUUGGGAAAACAAAACACCAGCUCCUUCCCAUAACAGUAAUAGAAAAGCAUUAGCAGUAUGUGAAGAGUAUGCAAAACAAUACUGGUAUCCACUAACUAGAAGAGAAAAAUUAAAACAACACCGAUAAACCUCUCCCUGACCCAAAAAUAAUUCCCAUCAACCUGCCAUUUUAAAAAAAAAAUGUAACAACUACACCAAUAAGUCUGCUGUAACUCAGGGGUGGGUGGGUCUCUGUAUUUCGUGUAUAUAAUGAUGCUUGUUAAAGGCACUUGAGCAGGGUCAAUAAAAGAUGACAACAGUACAACUGGUGGAUGUAGCUGUGCUACUGCUAAGCAUAAUAAGCAGCAUUUAUAUAGGUGUGUUAAAUUGUUCAAAGCAGGUUGCAUUACCUUGGUCACCCUUAAUACAACCCUUUAUUGUUACCAUAUUGUAGAUGGAGGACUAAGGCGGAGAGAGAUGAUAUUUUUCUUCCCCUCAGAUGUGUUCCUGAAUGAAGCUCAUCUGCUUUCUGUCAUAGAAUUUAUACAGAAAUAAAUUGCUACCAAGAGCAUGACUAUUUAUUUGAGGGUUUCAUACGCUUGAAAUAUUGGUGACUUUGUAACUAUAGAUGUCUUAAUUUCAUACAACCAGAAGAGAGGUGUCUGACCUUCAUUGCAGAUAUAUUAAAUUUUUUUAGACAUGUAUCCAAUAGACUCUUACUUUUUUUUUUACAUUAAAACAAAAGGAGCUAAAAAGCCAGCAAAUUAAUGUUGACUGUGUUCUCUGUUAAAUCUCACAGCCCAGCUGUACUCCUGGUAUCCGUGCUUGGUUCCCUGGUUGUGAUUGUGGCAUUAACUUUGUACAGACAUCAGCAUCCACUUAAUUUAUAUCUUCUCUUUGGCUUUGUAAGUAUUUCCAAAGCUUACUUUCUUCCUUACUGCUUUGUGGAGACUUUUUAAAAAGUUGCAGAUAAUUUGUUCACCUAGUAGCCUUUCUGUUAAGAUUGCUUUUCAAAGAGUGAAGUAGGUCUGUAAAAUACGCACUGUACCUUCUGAAAAUUGACGUACACUCAGUUUCCUCUGUGUGCUCAGAAAAGUGCAAUAGUGUGAAUUCAGGAAGACAGUGGGUUGCAUCUAACAAUGGAGUUCUCCUUGUGCAAUGCAACUUCUCUGUCCCCUCCUCCGCUUGUGUACCCCCCAAUUCUGCCCUAAAGGGCCCCUUCAAAACUUUGUCCAAUGAGCAUGAAGGCUGGAGGGUUUUUAAGUAUGUUCAAUUGAAUGCACUUAGAUAUUCUCUCCAUAAUUUGAAACCCUGAUAAAACAUGGUUCUUCUUCAAGUUUUCCAAGUUGCUUUAAAACUUUCUUUACGCCUUUGUAGUAAUUGCCCCCAAAUCCAAUGAGCAGCGCCAGUGCCCGGCCCUGUUCCUACUUUAACCCUGUGUUUUCACACAAAUGCUUUUAACACAGCUAGUGUUCAGUGCCCAAUUGCUUAUAAAGCACUGUCUGCUUCUGUGGUGGUUGGUGCGAUCUCUAGGAAGUGGAAGGUAUAUAAAGGCAUGCCACUUUUCCUUAAUCCAAAUAGGUUUAUCUUGAACUAAACAUAUUACUCGACUGACAUGCAUAGAACCCAGUCUAAUGACUGUUGCAUGCACAUCCUGGCUGCACAAGCUGACCAUUCCAAUUUCUUCAGUGUCUGAUAGAGUGCUGCCGUACACAGGGUGCCCUUUGGCUAGAGAUUGCUGAGUGGAGCUGCCUUAAUGUUGGCUUUAGAUGAUAAUUCUUUCAUUUUAUUUUUCGCAGACCCUUCUUGAAGCACUGACUGUUGCUAUUACAGGUAUGCAUUCACCCUUAUCAUAUAGAUAGAAAUAGAAAGGAAGAAGCCCUAUUUUAUGAUUUGUUACUGCUUGCUGAAAGGUGAUUGACAGUACAGAAGCCAGAUUUGAUGUCUCUUCUGUUAUACAUUCUCUUCCAACCAAAAAUGAACAAGAAAAAAUAGAGAAAUGCAAAUAUAAUUAAAAGAACAGAGACUGUACCCUAGAAGUAUGGACGUCUGCCUAUUAUUCUUUCAUUAUAUUCUAUAGAAAUUAGCAUGCUUAUUCUUGGGAUUAGCACUGUAAUCGUAGGUGUCUCAUUGCCUGGAAUAUAGGUAUGCUUAGCUGUUGUCAAAUGGAGCUGAUAAUUUUUUUUCUUAAUGUGAGCACGAUGCCUGCAUUGAUUUAGUUUGAGGUAACAAUGCCAAAUGUUUGAUAAAGAUUUUAAUUUACCUUUCCUUGUUUCUCCCCAUAGUGACUUUCUAUGAAGUAUCUGUUGUUCUGCAAGCCUUUAUCUUAACGACGGCUGUCUUUUUUGCUCUCACUUUGUACACUUUGCAGUCCAAAAGAGAUUUCAGCAAAGUUGGAGCAGGGUAAGUUACUUUCCUAUACACGCACACAAACACACACAGUAUAUAUACAUCCAUGUAUAAGAGGAUAUAGUGGCAAAAAUUGGGGGAGUUUCUAUAACCACCCUGCAAAAAACAGCAACAUUUGCUUACUCAUAGAGGUGAACAAAUGACUGUGUCACUUAAUAUACAGUGGUGGCCAUUUCUGUAGAGAGUUGCUGUUGGAAAAACACGGGGCAGCUGAAUUGAUAAAGUGUGUGCACAAAGUAAAAUCCGAGGGGGCGGGGUCAGUGUGACUUGUCAUGACUGAAACGGUGAUAGCGAGUAUCACAAUGCGAAUGUAUGUUCUAUAAUAGGCGUGUAUGUAACUAAGAUGAAAGCAUAGUUUAAGAAGAAAGUCACUAACCUAUUAAUGUGUGUUCACAGGCUGUUUGCUUGCUUAUGGAUUCUUCUUCUAUCAAGCUUUCUAAGGGUAAGAGGUCACACCUUGUUGUUGUUAUUGAAAACAUCACUGGAUAAUUUAAAAGGGGGGGAGGGUAGGUUUAUGCUAGGGCUGUGCCCCCCAUCUAAUUUGAGGUCCUUAUGACUCAGGGGCUCCUUGUAGUAGUAAAGGAGUUCACUGUAACAUGUAUUGUUAUUCCUCAGUUUGAAAUGGGUGACGUAGGAAGUUUAAUACAGUUUUUAAACUAAAAAAUAUACUUAGUUCAGUGGUUACAGUUUAUAUGUUUUAAAACUGGACUUCUGCUGUAUUGGAUUUGUCUUAAGCUCAACAAUACUUAAACCACGGUUUGCAAGCCCAGUUAAAAAUACGAUUUCUAAAUUUUUGAAUGAUGACUGAACUGACCGAGUGUAAACUCAUUCCACCAAGAUCAGAUACAAAACCACAGUUCAUUUGCGGUGUGCUUCUAGGCAUGUUUUUGUAACAUGUAACAUAAAUCAAGGAUGCAGUCCUAUACACACUUAACUGGGUAUUAAGCCUCCUUGAGCAUAAUGGGGCUAAGUUCUGAGUAAACUUGCAUGGGGUUGCAGCAGAAUUACUUAGCGUUUUACUCCAGUAUUUUAAUCUGUUUUCUUUUGAAGCCACCAUAAGACCUCUGUGGUGCAAUGGGUAGGUGCAUCAGGUUGUUAAUCAGAAGGCUGGUGGAUCAAGCCCACCAGGGACAGCUGUGGGCCAAAUUCCUGCAUUGCAGGGGGUUGGGAAAGAUGAUCCUUGGGGUCUCUUCCAAUUCUACAAUUCCAUGAUUUGAAUACAAAGUAGGAAAAACCAGUGCACAUCACAUGGUCUGUGUGUUGUGCUAUGGACAUGUUAAUACAAUUUAAAGAGCUUAGAUGUUUUCAUCUUGACAAAAGUAAAAACGGCAUCAGUAUAAAUUGCCAAAUAAAGCAUUUAAUGAGAAAAUCCCAAGAUCUGCGACUAUAGUAUGGGAGAUCUUUUUUUAGAGAACUAACGUAAGAGAGACAGAUGGUAGAACUCAAAUGUUUUGAAGAAUGCAGUUCAAAACAUCUUUUCAGAAUAACGCAGACGCAAAAUGCCCAGCCCUUGCCAAAACCUUUCAGGAUAGCAAUGUGUUCAAGAAAAUAGAUAUAAUAAUAAUAAUAAUAAUAAUAGCCAAUCAACAAUCUUAACAGCUAUAUAGGGAUUGGGACCAGAGAUCCCUGUCUGGCUAUUCUGAAGGGAAUUCAGUUUUGUCAUCUCAAAAGAGCAGUUCUACAGCAGCAGGAGGAAGGAAUAUGUGGUCCUCCAUGUGUUGCUGGCCUCCAACUCCCAUCCACCCCAACCAGCAUGGCCAGUAGUCAGAGAUGAUGGGAGUUGCUGUACUGCAUCUGGAGGCACAGGUUCCUAACUCCUGUCAAAUAAUGAAAGUCAUAGAAGACAUGACAAGGUCUGCCAAUGUUAGGGUUGCCGUGUGUCCUCUUUUUUCAGGGGUAAAAUUUCUGUCUGGGUGGAUUUUUAAAAUUUGCCAAAUUAUCUCUGGCUAUACCUUCUGGAUGAGACAUAGACUUCCCUCUUCUCUUCUCCUGCCCUCCUCAGCAAUGUAUCACAGCUUCUAUAGCCCACAUAUAGUAGGGGUAUUUAAAAUUAGAGUCGCCAUAGCGUCUUCUCUUUUUUAUUUAUUUUUUAUUUUUUGGCUCUUCAAAAUAUGGCAACCGUAACAAUGAUAAGAUAUGGAAAGCACUAAAGACUCAGGAACGACUAGAAAAUGGUAUGUUGCGCAUACAGUCAUACCUUGGUUUGCAAACAACUUAGUUGUUGAGCAAAUUGGCUCUCAAACGCCGGAAAUCCGGAAGUGUUCCGGUUUUUGAACAUUUUUUCAGAAGCCAAACAUCUGACACGGAUUCUGCUUGAGUGCAGGAAGCUCUUGCAGCCAAUUGGAAGCUGCGUCUUGGUUUUCAAACGUUUUGGGAGUCAGACGGACUCCCGGAACGAAUUAAGUUUGAGAACCAAGCUACCACUGUAUACAGCUUAUUCGUAAGCAAGAAAAAUAUAUUAGUGGCCAUAUUCAACUAAAUCACUGCACGAGCAGAAAUCAGGGCAAUGGUGCUUGCUAGUACAACAUGAAUUUCACCCCUCCUCCUGCACCCCGCUCUUCAGAUCGGCUCCAGAGGGUCAGAAGAACCUGCAGAACAUCAUGAGAGGGGAGGGGAGAUUGUUCUGUAAGGCAAGCAGAAAAGCUUGUACUAAGGGAAUAACCUCCUUAGCAUUACAUUGACUACAACCAUUCAGCUUUAAUUAUAGUUCCAUUAUGGUCAAAUCUAUUUUUUUGGUGUGCUUUUAUGAAAGACAUUUGCACAAAACCUCUCUCUGUGUUCUUUGGUUACAGCUUUUUUUCUACAGUGAAGUAUUAGAGGUAGUACUAGCUGCUGGAGGAGCACUUCUGUUCUGUGGAUUUAUCAUCUACGACACUCAUCUGCUAAUGCACAAACUCUCCCCUGAAGAAUACAUAUUGGCUUCAAUCAACCUCUAUUUGGACAUCAUCAAUCUGUUUCUACACCUGCUGCGUUUGCUAGAAGCAUUUAAUAAAAAGUAAUUGGGAGUUGUUAGAAUUCCUGAGAUAAUUUGGAUGUAGCAUCAAAAAAGUUAUUAAGACCUAGGAAAUCUGCAGAAUGCUCUGAGAUUGGAGCUUGUUUUUACAUUCCACUGUGCUUUCAGUGUUUCCUGUAUAAAGGGUGUUUUAGAGAACUGGUGUUUAUGAUUCUAUUCUGAGAUCAGUUAAUUACAUAUUGCAGUCAUCUUGGCUGUUCAGUAAAGGCUUAACUCCAUCCGUUUGCAUAUCGUUUUUGAUUGAAAGCCUUGCUCAUCAACCUCCAUUUGUGCUAUUAGAAUUCUAUUUUCUGCAAUAAUUGCCACAGAUGUGUCCUUUGAUAUUCACAAUUGUCACUGGCUGGAUAGCAUAAAAUGGAGUCUCUUAAUUUUGCUAUUGAGCAUCAAAGCUUUAAAUAAGCUAACAUUCUGUUGCUGGUCAUCUGUGGAAUGUGAAAGCUUACCCUACUAGCAUUUUGAUGUGAAGGAAUUAUCCCACCACUUGGCUCCUACACUUUCUAAAAUGUUUUAAUGUACUUCUAGUUAAAUACUGUGUUUUCAAACACUGCAGUAUUUUGAGAGAUGAAAGGAACUUUAUUCCAAAAGUGGAUAAUUAAUACAAGUAAAAGAUGUAAAUUAUUUGUUUAUCGAUAGUUUCUGCUGUUUUGAAGGCUUGUAUCUGGUCUAUUUUAGAUUUGUGAAAUUUAAAAAAGUUCUAAAGCGUGUAUAUAUAUAUCACACAAAAACACCACAGCCUCAUGUUUUCCGUUGAUCCUUCUGGAAUGCUGGAGAAGUUUGAAGUACAUUUUGACCCCUUUUCCAAGGCUUGUCAUUGACUGUUAAUAAGGGGUAAGACACUUAUGUGCAGUGGAGUGUUUAUCAGAUGAUGUUUUGUAUUGGUUGUGUACUGUGAAAUGCAGGCAGAUCAGGAGGGGCAAUUAUACUCCAUCUGCUCUUCUUUCGGGAUAACAUUAAGAAUUUAUGAAAAUAAAUUUUAUGAAAUGUUAGCUGUG